CAACAAAACUAUGGCGGUCAAUUUGUGGAGUUGUGGUUUCAGGUGAUAAAAGAGAUGCUCCUAACUUAAAUACUUAACAGCUAAUAACUUCAACAUCAUGGGACACAAGGGGAGUAAACUUAGCCAAGAGAACAUACGAGAGCUGCAGCAAAGCACGUAUUGUAAGUUACAGCGCUUUCCUUUUUACUUCGAUCUCACUGUCAUUAGAUCGGAUAAGCUCACCGCUUAAAUAGAUUUUGAUACCGCGGUCAGCAAUUUUCCCUGUUAGUUGUUUACUUAAGUGCUAAAGUGUCUUGUAAUUUUUUAUUUCAGUCGAUAAGAAAGAAUUACAGAAAUGGUCAGUAUAUGACUUUUUUUUAUUAUUUUAAAACGAACUUUAAAGCUGAUGUUUUGUCAUUUUAAUUGACUAUGAGUUCGCAGGCUUUUGUCAACAACAUUAUUGUUAUUGAACUUUUCUGUUUUGAAUAACUAAGCUGAACUAAAAAUCCUUCAUGUGAUCAAUCUCUGCCUUUUUGUACCUCAUUUAGGUACCGAGAUUUUAUGAAAGAUUGCCCUUCUGGCGAGCUCAAGCAAGAGGUCAGUAAACUUGUAAACUGUUAUCGUUUGCAUAAACUUACUGCUUGUAUACGGCGAACGUAAACACUUGACACGCCGUUUGUUUUCGCAUCUUUUCCCGUAUUUUUAAUCAUUUAUUUUUAUUUUGUAUAGAAAUACUUAAAUUCGUGCCUUUUUCAAAUCGCUCGCAAUGAUCAAGAGUGUUCAGCCAAAUUAAAUACCGUUUGAAUUAUCCGAAAAUGUCAAUUCUUAAAUGACCGUAGUACAAGCUAAAUUCUACAGAAAUACAGGUGCUUUGCAGCGCUUAAAUUUAGGCCAUAUUUUUCUAACAAAAGACCAGAAAUAUGUUCGAAUACAAGUUUAAGAAGCGCUUUUGAAAGCUAGGUGUGUCUUUUAAUGAACAUUCAUAAGCAAGGUUUGUUACUUGCAUAUUAUAAUCCAUUUCCUUUAAAAAACUUAUGAACUUAUUAAUGGCCCUCUUAAUAGGCAAUAAAACAAGACUUUAUUUUUGUCUUAAAGGCUUAGUUUAAACCAAAACAAAUGAAGUGAAUCACAACUGAAAAUAUGUUUAAGGUUUCUUUGUGAAUUGAAAGUAACAAAAAUAGAAAAUGUCGAGUAUUAAUUAAAAAUAUCUCUAACUUGUUACGCGAGUCCUACUGCUACGUAUAGGUAGAUUGUUUAUGUACAUUCGCCAUAUUUUGGUUACACUCAAUUUGCAUAAGAAGUAGAAAAAUUCAUUAUUUAUAUUUAUUUAUAUUUUCGAGAUACUCUAAUUUUUAUUAGUGUGCAUGGUUUAGCCAACUUUAAUGAAAUUUUGUUGGAAUUUUUUUUUCUAUUCAGUUCUCAGAGGUUUAAAUAUUAUUUAAGGUUAAAGCAAGGUGCUAUUUUGCAGCAUAGAAAUGUCACACCUGAUUGUCAUGUUGGCAUAAUUCUUGUGGCCAAUAAUGUUUUCCAUCAUUUUUAUCGAGCCUUGUUGCUCAAUUUUAUUAUGUAUUUUCAUCUACUAGGAAGGAUAAUUUGAUUAGAAAAUUUGGAUAUAAGAUUUUGAAAUCUAGGUUUCAGAUUUUUAAAUUCAAUGCAAGAUCUGAAAAUCAAUUUUGAUGACAAGAAAAUCGAUCCUCAAGUUGAAUUUCAAUUAAGAAAUCAAUUAAAUUGGAUUCUCUACUAUUUCAGUGAGAAAUCUGAACAAGGAUUUGCAGAAAUGUUCUCUUGAACAGUCGUCUUCAAUGUCUUAUAAUAAUAUGUGCACAUGCAAGACUGCUGCUCUUGACAACAGCUUUUAAAUCUUUUUUCUGAAUCCCCCCCCCCAAAAAAAAAAAAAUAUGUGAAAAGGCAUUAAAAUCUUUUUUUGGAUUUUGCAUUUUAUUGCAGGUCUGAAAUCAAGGUUUCAAAAUCUAAAUCUAGAUUCUUCAACUGAAUGCACCCGAAAUAGUUACCUUAAACUGGAAAUAAUCUAGUUUCUAAUAUCAUUAAUUGCCUCUUGUUAACUAGAGAAACCCUUUGCAUGAUAAAUGCUCAUCAUGUUGCUGUCAGCAAGGCAUUUUUUCACUUUUUGUAGGUCGGGAAUAAACAUAGCAGCCUGUCGAAUUAUCCAAAAAACAAGCAACCCCUUGCCACUAUUAUUCCUAGUGUGGGAAAAACAAACACUUUGCUCGGAUUCAAAGCCAGAACCUAACAGUAAUGCCCCAAACUUUGUUUAGAAUUGGAGCACUGGGCUGGCUUUUGUUCGUAAUGGUACUUUGCAGUUUCCAAAGUUUUUUAUGCAGUUUUGUUUGUUGCAUUUUUGUUGCUAGGCAACUGAUGUACUAUAUAUGGGUAACGGUUCCCAAGAUUCAACUGCCCUGAAGCAACCCAUACACACCAUGAAUUCUGAGAAAUCUGCAAAGCUUGCACAUACAGUGGCUCUGUACAACAUCUUUCUAACCCAAGAAUUUUUCUCAUAUUUUAUUUGUCUAUGUGUAUGUCUUUUGUAGGAAUUUCAAAAGAUAUAUCAGCAGUUCUUUCCCUUUGGUGAUCCUUCAAAGUUUGCAGCUUUUGUCUUUAAAGUUUUUGACAAGAACUCUGUAAGUAAUUUUAAACGUCUUUCACUUUUUUCGUGGCAACACUGUUCUUUCUUCCAGAUUUCAUGCCGUCUUGAAGCAAUUCAUUUGCUGAAGCCUAAUUUUUUUUUUUUUUUAAUGGUUCUGUUUUUGUUUUAUCCUUUGAAUAGUUUUUUAGUCACUUUUUUUGUCCUCCAUUUGGUAAUGUAGUAUAAUUAUGUGCAGUUAUAAGAAAGGCGAAACAAAAAAGUAUCCCAGGAUAAAAGAACCACUAUGUCUUUCAUGAGCUGAGUAAGACUCACUCUAAACCAGGAUAAUUUCCACUCAAAAGAUCAGAGAGAUGUACAAUAGCCUGCCCCACAAACCAAACUCUAAAACUCUGGUUAAGUCUGUUUGCAAAACCGCACUGGAAUCCUUGUUCUGAGCCACCAUCUGGGUACCAGGAUUUGAGUAUGCACCAUGAUUGGCUUGUUAAAAAAGCCUUUGUGGAUUUGCCAAUCAGGAUGAAAGGAAAUUUGAAAGGCAUUUCCAGUAAUUUGUUGAAUCCGUUGAGGCCCAGAAAAAGGAUCUUGGCGCUGCUUCAUGGAUGUUACUAACCGAGGUUCAAUUACAUCUGCUAUACAAGCUACAUGUACAGUGAAUUAGCCCCAAGAGCAUUUUUGUGUCUCAAUUGGGACGACUCAGUAAAUCAAAGUCAAUUUUCAUGUGUACUUCUUUACCAGCAAUAGAUAACAUUUUCAUAGCAGAGUGCAGCCAUUCGGCAGCUUCUGUACAUGAUGUUUUCUUUUUCCUUAUUAAUAUAUGUGACUUGUGAGGCAUGUGAGCACAACAAAGUGCAUGAGUCGUAAAUUCUAAAGAAUAAUAAGGGUGCAUGUUUACAUAUAGAAUUGGAUCAAGAAAACAGAGCUAGUAAGAUAUAAUUGUUUAUCAAUUGUCACGGGUAUUUCUGAUCAUGCAAGGGUAUUCGGGUAUUUCUGAUCAACUGCAAGUCAAGGAGGUCGUACAGCAGACAGGACAAUAAUAAUCUUUAUUUCCCCCUAAUAUACUGACAAAUUAGUUUGUUUACUCUCUGAAUGAUAAUAAAUUACAUUUAUUUAGUUAAACAGAAACCUAUUUAGUCUUUCCCUUUCAUUGACACUUACAGUGUAGUUAGGAAGUUUAAUUGUUUAAUUAGGAACUCCAUUUAAUUAAAAAAUGCCAUCUUUUUUGUUUUCCUCAGGAUGGAUCAAUUAACUUCAUAGAGUUUAUCUCUGCUUUAUCAGUUACUUCCAGAGGAAGUUUGGAUGAAAAAUUAGAGUGUAAGUAUUACCUUUAUAGCUAUUUUCAUUUUCUCUCUCUUUCUCUCCCUCCCUCCCUUUCUCUUUUACUUUUUAUUCUUUUUCGUUCAUUUUGUUGUGUUGUGUUUUUUUUUUCUCUUAGACAUGUAAACUAUUAUGGGCUGCCACAGGAGAAGUAGUUGUACAUGUCUGGUUGUUUUGCAAUUAUCAUGGGUUGCUGUAUACUUCAAUAUGACACUGUGUGUUAAAUAUGCGCAUCUCUGUCUUUCUGAAACUAUAGUUACAACAAUAGAAUGAAAGAAGAUUUAUAUGAAAGAAGAUCAUUGCAGUUAUAGAUGCAACUUUUCUGUUGUGAAAAGAAAGCCUGAAAAAAAUUCAGGCUUGUAUAGGACUGUUCAGGUAGACUGUUGAUUCUCUCAGGUUAACAAGUCAGACAAUAAAGCAUAUGGUUCUUUAAAACUGUGAAAUAUGAUUCACUCAAUCUUUCAGGGGCCUUCAGCCUUUAUGAUCUUGACAAAGAUGGCUAUAUCACAAGAGAAGAAAUGCAGAAAAUUGUGGAAGCAAUUUAUUGCAUGGUGGUAAGAUUUGUUUAUUGAUUUAAGCUGCAUUUGAUGACUUGCUAAAUGGCAUUUUAGACCAAAAAAUUAUGCAUUUUUACUCUUUGUGGUUCUUUCAUACUGAGGGUUGAUGCCACAAGACUCCUGAAGUUUAAAAAAAAUAAUCUUCUGGGUUGGGUCUGUCAUAAACUCCUUGAUAAUUUUCCUUUUUUUAGCCCUUGUUGAACAGUUUCUCUAAGUUGAUUAUUUUCUAGGUUAAUUAAUCAUGCAGUGAAGAAAUAGUGGCUGGUGAUUUAAUCAGGAAAUUUAAACUUAAAAUCCUGGAAUUUCGUUUUCUCUUAGUUGUAGAAAACAUGGCUUAUAAUAAUAUUAUAUUGACUGAGUUGAUAGGUUGGGGGUUUGGUCAGUAAUUUAUGUUUCUUUGUUUUUACUUUCCUAGGGUAGUAUUAUAGAUUUACCAAAGGAUGAAGAUACUCCUGAAAAAAGAGUUGACAAGAUUUUUAAACAAAUGGACAAGGUAAAUAUUAAGUAACAGAGCCAGGCCUCCAUUCCAUACAGCAACUUAAGAAGUAAGUGUGAAUUUUCUGAAACCUUUUCCUCUCUUCUAAAGGGAAUAUAUUGUGCUCCCUCUGUAUUUCCUGUAUUCAUCAACUAAACUUCUUCAGGCAAGUUAUAUGUAAUACUGUGCGAAAACAUCUCCCAGGACAAAGAGAGCGGUUGCAGAAAAUUUGCACUUAAUAUUAAGUUGCUUCAGUUGGGCCUAUAUAAACAUUUGGAGCUGAUCACCAUUGAACUCUUGGGGUAGCAAAGCCACCCCAAGGCUUUGGUAGCACUGAUCCUUGCGCUGUCUUAAGGUAGCAUAAUUGUCAGUUAUCCUUUAUUCAACCUUUAUUCAAAAAUUUUUAGUCUUGCAAUAGGGGUGCCAUCACGCAAGAUGUCUAGCUAUUAAAAGAAAAUGAAAUAAAGUUUAAAAUAACGAUUUCAUAACAAUAACAAAAGCUCCUACAAAAGAUAAAAUGGAUAAAAAAAUCAUAGCAUUAAUUAUUGUACAAUUGUAAAAUUCAUUAUUGACUCAAAUGCUCAAAUAAGACUUUUUUCAAUCUAUCUGCGGACUUAAUGUUAACAAUUUCUCUUGGUAACGCAUUCCAGUCCUUGGCAGUUCUACAAAAAUAACUAUUCCUAUAAGUCUCAGUAAUUGGUAGCAGUUUGAACAAUAAACUUGCUCUGGCUAGAGUUCCUUAAAUGUCUUCUGCACUUCAUAACGUAGUCAGGAAAAGCCAGGCCGCCAUCACCAUGAAUUGCUUUAUGGAAUAAGGUUAACCGUGAGAUUGUUCUUCGUACCUUCAGCGGUAUCCAGUUUAACUCGUUCAAGAGGUUGGUAACUGUUCCUGGUUUCCGCGUAUAACAGUUUUUGACGAAGUGUGCGGCUCCUCUAUGUACUCCCUCUAUUUGUUUGUCGUGUUCUUUUUUUAACUGCGUGUCCCAAACUGAGCUGGUGUAUUCCACGUGAGGCCGCACAAGGGCCUUUGUAGACUGCCUCUUUCACUCCAUAGGGGCAACCGCCCAGGUUUAGCCGGAGACGUCCGAGUGAUCGAUUGGCCUUCAUGACUUUGUUAUUUACAUGCUGGCUCCGAUCAAGGUUUCUGGACAAUUCUACGCCUAGAUAGGGAUGGUGGGUGACCGAAUGUAACACUUUUCCCAUAAGGACGUAGUUAGACUCGACGGGAUUUUGCUUCCUCGAUAUUCUAAGGACGUGGCACUUACUGGGAUUAAAUUUCAUUUGCCAUUUCUGGGCCCAUUCUUGAAGUGCUGUUAGAUCUGACAGCAGUUUGGCGGCAUUAUUAUAAGAUAAACAAGAGGGGACCGAGGACUGUCACUUGGGGGAACCCUGAUAGAACUGGCACUUCCGGGGAGUUGAACCCAUCAAUGACAACUGACUCGCUUCGACACUUAAGCUAUUGUGUUAGCCAGGUGUUAGGAACACCACGUAUGCCAUAGCAGCACAGUUCGUUAGGAGACGUUGGUGCAGAACCGAAUCGAAAGCUCUCGAAAAGUCCAUUAUUUAUAUAGUCAAUUUGCUCACCUUUGUCAAGGGAACGAGCUAUUUCUUCUGUGUAGAAAUUAAUUGAGUUUCACAUGACAAUUAUUUUUUCGAAAGCGUUGUUGGUACUUUGAUUAGCGCUUGAUUUGAAUCAAGGUAGGACGUCGUUUCGUGGAAGAUACACUGUAAUGUGUUCCAUGAUUUUACUGGGCACUGACGUAAGAGAGAUUGGUCGAGAAUUGUCCACUUGACUCAGCUGCCUUUCUUGUGUAUGGGUACAACAGUCGCUUUGAGCCAGGCCUGAGGGACCGAGCCUGUAUGGAGCGACUGCGUGAACAGAAACUUUAGAAAAGGAGCUAAUUCAGCAGCGGCCUCCUUUAAUAUGUAGCAAGGGAUUCUAUCCGGUCCAUUAGCUUUUUUGCAUUCCCCCGUCUGAAGAAGUUUUUUUAUCCCUGCUGUACUCAGUAAAUUGGCUUUCUCCCGACUGUCGGACACGACAUCAUCGUUGAUCUCCAAGGGAGCGACACCAACAUUGUCUUGCCUUUUUGAUCUUAUGUAGGUCCAAAUUUGUUUGGGCAUCGUAGGUUUACGAGUUUCCAGGUCCAUGUCAUCGGUUUUGAGGAGGUCCAACAAGUACUUAUUAUGUGCCAGAGUCAACCUUUUCUUAGUUGCUUUGCGUAGAUCUUUAAACUUCAUGCUAAUUACUCAGCAGCGGUAAACUAUUACAUACAAAACGGUGACAUUUACAGAAUUUUCUGACUUGGAAUUGAGCGCUGUAGUGAUCAGUGAUAAUGUGUAGGCCUUAAAUCAAAGUAAAUAUCAAUCUAAUUUCAAUUUAUUUACUCUGUCCAUAGUGGGGAGUUUGUAAGCUACACACGUCGCCCAGUGUAAAAUGCUAUACCAUUACAUGCAUACAUGCAUGCAAUCACUUUCAUGCUAUUCUUUCGUUCAUUUAUUGUUAUAACUAUUAUUAUUUCGAACAUUCAGAACAGAGAUGGGAAGUUGACGAUGGAGGAGUUUCGUGAGGGAUCUAAAUGUGACCCAUGGAUAGUUCAAGCUUUGGCAAUUGAUUUACCUCAUGAAGAUCUCUCUCAAGCUGAAGAUUAACUUACAAACAGCACUAAUACGUUAGCUUGUAGUGCCACCUGAGAAGUAAAAUCUAAAAUAGUCUUAGUUUGUAAAAAAUCUUUGUCAAUUUGCUCAGUAGAUAUCUAAUAAUACAUUUAGGAUGUGGAUGGAAUGGACUGAGCCGUUUUCUAUGUGUUGUGAAGAGAAACUUCACUUUUACCUUGAGAGAAAGGUGGAUGAUGUGCUGAGAGUAGUGGAAUCUUCUGGUUAAGGGAAAUUUUUUCGUGGAUAACAAAAGAGUAAAUUGUAGCCCUGCGUUUCUAGAGUCGUUGAUUACCUGUGCUUUCUCUUUUCCGUAGUACAGUGUGUUUAUGUCCAAACAAGUUGGUGUAAUGAAUAUAACAACAAUACUGUGCAUGCAGUGACUCAGUCAAGUACCUAAAGUGACCCUCACAACAAACCAUGGUUACAGUUGUGCUCCAAGAAAAAGCAGCGUGGCCGUUAAGUGAAAGUGACACUAUAGUUCACUAUUUUGUGUGCAAACCUUUCUGUAUUUCUCCUGUGUAAAUCCCCUGUUCAGUAAAAAUAUUUCGGGUGAGUAAGAAACGACGUGAUUUAUUAAGGUCAGCCAUUUAUGUGGCUUCUCCUUAAACGCCAGGCCUCGAAAAAGAGACCCGUAAAUUAGGUUUAUGACGCGUUAUUUUAUGUAGCGUAUUCUAUAAUACUCAAAAUCGGAGAAAGUGUAUUUAAUUUUUAGAAUGAUUAGAUAUAGCUGACUAACUCCGAUAUGUUCUUAACUAGACAUUAAUCAGCGCAUAAACGCACUAAUCGUCUAUCAAUGUCUGCUGUUUGGCUCUGCUCGGGCACUUAUUUUUCAGUAGUGGGGCUUUUCUCUUCGUUCUGGCUUUCUUUUUGUUUCUGUGUUUAUUGUUUAAUCUAAACUUGUAAUGUUCUAAGAGCUAGAACUCUGUCUUCAUGUACCAUUGAUGUA
Molecule: messenger RNA, 8528 nt
Organism: Porites evermanni
Lineage: Eukaryota; Metazoa; Cnidaria; Anthozoa; Scleractinia; Poritidae
Source: the annotation of a GenBank genome assembly